Molecule: messenger RNA, 1553 nt
Organism: Labrus mixtus (cuckoo wrasse)
Lineage: Eukaryota; Metazoa; Chordata; Actinopteri; Labriformes; Labridae
Product: protein C1orf43 homolog
Exons: 7
Coding region: 292-1053 (253 amino acids)
Biological process (GO): phagocytosis
Source: RefSeq, a predicted model, not a curated record
CGUAAAUGAGUUGUCGCUGUCGUCGUCCGCGCUUCUAGCAAACACAAGCCAGACUGCGUACUUCAUACAUGAUGUCGCUAAGCAUCUUGAAGAGCAUCGUAUGAUAUCUUUACUGUGUCUUUAUCUAAAAAUGUAAAUUUGAAGCCGCAACCAAAUAAUUAACACAUUAUCUGUGCUUUAAAGGCGUCUGUUAGCUAACAAGCUAAUACAGCAUCAUGAUGUUUACGUGUUGCUAGCUUAGCUUCCUGUCGACCUGUGGAUAAACAGUUAGCUCACACACUGACAGAUAACAUGGCAGACUCAUCGCCGUUAUCGGGGGUUAACGUGGUGCUGGUUAUGGCCUAUGGGAGCUUGGUGUUUGUGUUGCUGUUUAUCUUCGUCAAAAGGCAAAUCAUGCGUUUCGCUAUGAGAUCUCGCAGAGGACCACAUGCACCUAUUGGCCACAAUGCACCUAAGGGUCUGAGGGAGAAGAUUGAUUCCAGACUGUCAAAGGUCCAGGAGAUCCGUUUUGAACCUCGCCUCCUAUCAGAAGAAGAUGACAGGCUGCAGCACGGAUCACAGAUUAGUUGCUACAAUUACCUGUACAGGAUGAAAGCCCUGGAUGCCAUCCGUGACUCGGGUAUUCCCCUGCAGGAGAUCAGCCGCUGUCCCAGUGCGUUUACCGGACGGAAUUUCCGGAGCUGGCUGUUGGAGUUGCGUAACUCCCACUCGCUGAUCAAGAGCAGCCGCAGCGCUCUAAUCGACCGUUUGCUCGAAGGCUACGACAGCGCUCGACACGGGACCGGGGUGUUUGGAGAAGCUGAGUUUCUUGAAUAUGAACAGGCUCUCAGUGAACUGGCUGAUGUGGUCAAGGCCUAUUCCAGCACCACCAGUCUGGACCAGCAUCACCAGUCCGCAGCCAAGGACCUGACGGGCUCCCCUGUCCGCAGCACCCCUUCAACCAUCCAGGUCACCUACCUGCCCUCCACAGGCCAGCGCAGCAAGAGGCCCAAACACUUCCUGGAGCUGAAAAGUUUUAAAGACAACUACAACACACUGGAGAGCACCCUGUGAGGGAGUGACAGUGUGUGCGUGUGGUUACACAAAGGGAAUCAAAAGUUGUUCUAUUUGAGCGUUAAAAUUCACCUUCAAGGUGAGAGAACGCUUAAGCUCUGAUAAAUUCAUACACUGGAUUUUUCAGGGCAUUAGAAAUGUUACACGGACAAAGACAUGAUGUGCAAAGUCUUGCACUCAUCAAAUCUUUGGUCUCCUUACAAGAAAGACUUUCUGUUUUUGUGUUGAACUCAUGACUUUCUCCUGAUUUAGGAUCCGAACCAGUUCACAGGAACAUGAUUGUUGUAAACCUGGCAGGGUUUUCAUUGUAGAAACAGGAAAUGUAAGUCAUAUUUGUGUUUCUCAUAUGUAAAUACCACAGUAAAACCUUUUGGUUUGUACAGAUUUAAGAUGUUUAUAUGGACAAUAAGUUAUUUUCUUGACAAUGUUUGAUUUGUAUUUAAAUGAGGUUAUAUGCUUGUGUGGUUGAAGAUUAAAAAAACAACAAACCUUACAACCCA